GACGUCAUCCGCCAGAGAAUAAAUACCUGCCGACGCCUGUCCUUCGCAGACCCGCUCUUUCCAGCUCACGAUGCGAGAAAUAGUACACAUUCAGGCCGGCCAGUGCGGCAAUCAGAUCGGCGCAAAGUUCUGGGAGGUGAUCUCGGAUGAGCACGGCAUCGAUCCCACCGGCACCUACAAUGGAGACUCUGACCUCCAGUUGGAACGAAUCAACGUCUACUACAAUGAAGCCACAGGUGGUAAAUAUGUCCCCAGGGCCAUUCUGUUGGACCUGGAGCCCGGCACCAUGGAUUCGGUGCGAUCUGGCCCCUUCGGACAACUCUUCAGGCCGGACAACUUCAUCUUUGGUCAGAGCGGUGCUGGCAACAACUGGGCCAAAGGUCAUUACACAGAGGGAGCCGAGCUCGUGGAUACUGUGCUGGAUGUGGUGAGAAAGGAGGCGGAGAGCUGCGACUGUCUGCAGGGCUUCCAGCUGGCCCAUUCGCUAGGCGGCGGCACCGGGUCAGGCAUGGGCACUCUUCUCAUCUCUAAGAUCCGGGAGGAAUACCCGGAUAGGAUCAUGAAUACGUUCAGCGUAAUGCCAUCGCCAAAGGUAUCGGACACCGUCGUAGAGCCCUACAAUGCCACCCUUUCCGUCCAUCAGUUGGUGGAGAACACAGAUGAAACCUAUUGCAUUGACAACGAAGCGUUGUACGACAUUUGCUUCCGUACGCUGAAGCUCACCACCCCCACCUACGGCGAUCUCAACCACCUGGUUUCCGUCACCAUGUCUGGAGUCACCACAUGCCUCAGAUUUCCAGGACAGUUGAACGCCGAUCUCAGAAAACUCGCUGUGAACAUGGUGCCCUUUCCCCGCUUGCAUUUCUUCAUGCCAGGAUUCGCACCACUUACCUCUAGGGGAAGCCAACAAUAUAGAGCCCUCACUGUGCCAGAGCUCACUCAACAGAUGUUCGACGCUAAAAACAUGAUGGCUGCCUGCGAUCCAAGGCACGGGCGCUACCUGACGGUGGCCACAAUUUUCAGAGGCCGCAUGUCCAUGAAGGAGGUGGACGAGCAAAUGUUAAACGUGCAGAACAAGAACAGCAGCUACUUCGUCGAGUGGAUCCCGAACAACGUGAAGACAGCCGUGUGCGAUAUCCCACCUCGAGGCCUCAAGAUGUCCGCUACCUUCAUCGGAAACAGCACCGCUAUCCAGGAACUCUUUAAGAGAAUAUCCGAGCAAUUCACAGCCAUGUUCCGACGCAAGGCCUUCUUGCACUGGUACACCGGCGAAGGUAUGGAUGAGAUGGAAUUCACAGAGGCCGAAUCCAACAUGAAUGACCUGGUCUCCGAGUAUCAGCAGUAUCAAGAGGCAACCGCCGACGACGAGGGAGACUUCGAAGACGAAGAACAGCCCGUUGGUGACACAGCCUAGAGAGUCAGAAACCUUCACUUUAGAGCCUCUAAAUUCCCUCCCUCCCAUUCCGAAUUUUUAAUACAUGUAUAAUUUGUGACGACACGCAUUCCAGUUUACUGUUUUACAUGGACCGUUUGAAACGCAUUUUCCUGCAGAUAAACAGGAGUUUAUCAAGGCGGACCGCAGUGCUAAAUGCAGAAUUUUGAUUUGCUUCAAAUUGUUUUCCUCUAGCGGAUUCUCGUGCAAACGAAGAUUUCUGAUUGGUCAGGAAACGAGCGAAGAAUACUUUAUUAUUAUUAUUGUUUAAAGAUAUUUUUUUUUAGAAAAUAUGUAUAAAUUCGUAUUGGGAGUUGUCUUUUAUUUAAAAUUUCUUUAAUCUAAUGUGCAAUCAAUAGUUCUACAGAUUUUUUUUCCGCUCAGCGUUAUUCUGUGAUUUUUAUUUCUAAAUAAAUUUCAGUUUACAACUA
Messenger RNA from Argiope bruennichi, 1863 nucleotides. RefSeq names its product tubulin beta chain. NCBI's taxonomy places the organism in Eukaryota, Metazoa, Arthropoda, Arachnida, Araneae, Araneidae. Gene Ontology annotation, molecular function: GTP binding; GTPase activity; structural constituent of cytoskeleton. Gene Ontology annotation, biological process: mitotic cell cycle; microtubule cytoskeleton organization. Gene Ontology annotation, cellular component: microtubule; cytoplasm. The record is from RefSeq and is a predicted model, not a curated record. The transcript has 7 exons. The coding region runs from base 71 to 1414 and encodes 447 amino acids.